Molecule: messenger RNA, 933 nt
Organism: Trichosurus vulpecula (common brushtail)
Lineage: Eukaryota; Metazoa; Chordata; Mammalia; Diprotodontia; Phalangeridae
Product: olfactory receptor 4D9-like
Exons: 1
Coding region: 1-933 (310 amino acids)
Biological process (GO): G protein-coupled receptor signaling pathway
Cellular component (GO): membrane
Molecular function (GO): G protein-coupled receptor activity; olfactory receptor activity
Source: RefSeq, a predicted model, not a curated record
AUGGAGCUGGGAAAUCACACCAAGGUGAAAGAAUUUGUUUUUGUGGGCCUAACCCAGUCUCCAGGGCUGAGCAUCAUCUUGUUUCUUUUAUUGUACCUGGUGUAUGUAACAACGCUACUGGGAAAUCUCCUUAUCAUGCUCACUGUGACCUGUGAGUCUCGUCUCCACAUGCCUAUGUACUUCCUGCUCCGAAAUCUAUCUGUUGUGGAAAUCUGCUUCUCUUCCAUCACUACUCCAAAGGUUUUGCUGGACCUUCUGACUGAAAGAAAGACCAUCUCUUUCAAUGGCUGCAUGACACAGAUAUUUUUCUUCCACUUUCUUGGUGGGAUUGAUAUCUUUACUCUCUCUGUGAUGGCUUUUGAUCGCUAUUUGGCCAUCUCAAAGCCCCUUCACUAUGUGACUCUCAUGAGUAAAGGAAGAUGCCUUGGCCUCUUGGCAGCCUCCUGGGUGGGGGGCUUCAUACACUCUAUUGUACAAAUCUCUCUGUUGCUGCCACUCCCCUUCACUGGGCCUAAUAUCAUUGAUAGUUUCUACUGUGAUGUCCCCCAAGUCCUCAAACUUGCCAGCACUGAUACCUCUGUUAUAGAGCUCCUAAUGAUCUCCAAUAAUGGUCUAGUCACCACAUUUUGGUUCUUUCUACUCAUUGUGUCCUACACAGGCAUCAUGGUGAUGUUGAGGUCUCAUACAGGAGAGGGCAGAAGGAAAGCCGUCUCUACCUGUUCCUCUCACAUCACUGUGGUCACCCUGCAUUUUGUGCCUUGCAUCUAUGUGUAUGCUAGGCCAUUCACUGCCCUUCCCUCUGACAAAGCCAUCUCUGUCAUUUUCAUCGUAAUUUCCCCUCUCUUGAACCCUAUGAUUUACACUUUGAGAAACCAAGAGAUGAAGUCAGCCAUGAAAAGAUUACAGAGACGGCUUGUGUCUUCUGAAAGGUAA